Messenger RNA from Lodderomyces margitis, 1365 nucleotides. RefSeq lists its product as uncharacterized. Lineage: Eukaryota; Fungi; Ascomycota; Pichiomycetes; Serinales; Debaryomycetaceae. The record is from RefSeq and is a predicted model, not a curated record. The coding region runs from base 1 to 1365 and encodes 454 amino acids. The transcript has a single exon.
AUGAUGGAUAAACCUAACGAUGAAGCGCCAGUGACUACAACGAGCCAAGCAGAUGAAAAAUGCCAUCCGACAGAUGAUCAUGGCCAACACAAGAAACGGUCGUUUUUAGAAGAUGACUUCUUUUCCUUAACCAGCAGCUUUGAAAAGAAAAAGAAAAGACACAAGCACAAGAGUAAAGACGCAAACUCGAGCUCGCCUGGUGUUCCAGAGCUGGCUGUCAAGAUUGAGGAUCCGACAAUUUCCAAACAGGAGCCGAAACUGAGUAAUACAGAUGCUAUAGAAGGACCUAAAUCGGACAUCGUAUCCACAUCUAAUGCUGACGUCAAACCUGCCACGUCAAUCACAAAAAGCUUGACCACGCCACCAGCAUUAGACAAGGAGCAAAUUCUUCGUGAGAUUGAGAAAAGGGUCAAUGAACGUGAGGCAAAAAUGGCUCCCCCAUUGCUUGACGAUUCGGAUGAAGAGGAAGUUCAACUACAGUUUGUGAAAAGCUUUCCAAAAACCAAAACCUCGGGCAAGUCAUCGAUACUCGACAAUAGCUACAAGUUUGCUGAAUCCGAAGAAAAAAAGAGACGAUAUGCAAUAACAGUCACGUCGAAGCUUCCAGCGCCUGAGGGCCAAACCAUUCAAGUCGACUUAGGUUGUAAAGGUAUGAAAUCCUUCAGCAAAAUUUUAAAAUCCUCUGUCGACUUUUACAAAACAACUUUUUCUAGCCAAUUACCCCCGAUUUUACUUGAGCGGUAUAAUACUGAGCUAUGUACUUUAGUCUGGGUCGAGGGAAAGAUUUUAUUACAUUCCUUUUAUACUCCCCGGACACUUAGAAUCCCACCACCAGGUGGGGUUUUCAAUGCGUUGGUGGACAAGAUAGAAUUGAUGCCACCUACAAGACUACAUUUGUUUUUAAUACCCAAAGACAAUAGCGAGAAUUUUAUGAAUGUAUACCCAGAAUUAAGAGCUAGUGGGAUUGAACCAGAGACCAAAGAGGUGGAGGAGUCUGUAGCAGCUGAAGAAGCAGCCCCAUCGAGCAGCGAGGACGAAGAAGAAGAAGAAGAAGAUGAUGAUGAUGAUGAUGCAUUAAAUCCUUCUUCCAGACCGGAUAAUAUGAUUGAUCUUGCUAAUGACGAUGAAGGUGUGUUCUCGAUCGGACUCAAGGGAAAGGAUAACAAGCGAGUCGCUUGUAAAGUUACUCCCGAGACCAAAAUUGAAAGCCUUUUGAAGUUCUAUUUGAAGAAGAAAGAAAUCGAGGAAUCUACCGUCAACUUUGCGUCUGUGAAAAUGAUUUUCGAUGACGAAGAGUUGAAUCUUAAUGACGUUGUGGCAAAUACGGAAUUGGAGGAUGAUUUUGAAAUUCAGAUAAUAUUAUAG